Molecule: messenger RNA, 270 nt
Organism: Histoplasma mississippiense
Lineage: Eukaryota; Fungi; Ascomycota; Eurotiomycetes; Onygenales; Ajellomycetaceae
Exons: 1
Coding region: 1-270 (89 amino acids)
Source: RefSeq, a predicted model, not a curated record
AUGCGCGCCUAUCUGAUCUGCCGGAAUUUCUCUGUCAACGAUGGGAUGUAUCCUGCAGGUCACGACCAUGGAGGGAUUGUGCAGGGCAUUCCAGUUGCUAUUGGCACAGGACGACGUGGUCGUUUUCGCGAUGAUAUCGAUGCGUCAACCAGUAGUGGAAGCCGAAGUGGGGGUAGCAGCCCUGAGAGCCACGAGGGAGGUCGACUAGGUCGUGAGCGCCAACCUGCCGCUCCAACGAGAACACUCGCAUACGGCCACCAGAGCCUCUAG